AUGGCAGCGAUUGGCUACAGAUGCUCCCGCAUGGCAAUGAUUGGCUACAGAUGCUCCCGCAUGGCAGCGAUUGGCUGCAGAUGCUCCCGCAUGGCAGCGAUUGGCUACAGAUGCUCCCGCAUGGCAAUGAUUGGCUGCAGAUGCUCCCGCAUGGCAAUGAUUGGCUGCAGGAGAGAAGAAGUCCGUCCUUUGAGCGGGCUGAGUGCUGUCUCAUCAGCUGCUGGACUUCAGUACUAUUUUGUUUAUGACAGGAAGAACUUUACUGAAGCCCAAAGAUACUGCAGAGAGAAACACACAGACCUGGUCACUGUAGACAGCAUGGAGGUUAUGAAUAACCUCACCAACAUGGCAGAUUUAGACAACAUGUUCUACUCCAACAACAGCUACAGAACCAGAAGGUGCAGGCUGCUGGAGGAGGACCCUUUCUGGAUCGGCCUUUUCAGUGACUCCUGGAAGUGGUCAGAUGGAAGUACCUCCUCAUUCAGCUUCUGGAAGAACGGGCAACCUGAUAACAACAAAGGGAACAAGACUUGUGUGGCUGCAGACUUCAGCCAAUCAGGAGCCUGGGAGGGCUGGCCCUGUGACAUGGAGAGAGCUUUCAUUUGCUACGGUCCAGUGGUUCCUGUUUCAAAGAAAGUGAUGAAAGUGAAGUUUGAGAACAAGAAGAAUCUGGAUCUGAAUGACCCUGCUGUGAUGGAGGCCAUGUUGAAGCAGCUGAAACAGAAGCUGAGGGCCCAGGGGCUGGACGACAACAUCAAACUGAGCUGGAGGAAGCAGGCCGAUGGAAAAGUCUUCCACAAGGAAGACAAGAAGACCAACAAGAGGAGGAGGAAGAGGGAGGAGCUGUAAUGUUGAGUUGCUGCAUCUGUUUUCAUCAGAGAAAAGUCUGGUUCUUUGCAAACAGAAAUACUAAAUAUAUUCACAGCUUCUAGCUUCUCAAACAUGAAGAUUUGAUGCUUUUUUGUCAUAUUUGGUGAUAAACUUAAUAUAUUUGAGCUUCAGACUGUUAGAAUAAAACAAGACUUUAUUAUUUAUCUGAUUUAUCAGCUUUGGGGAAAUAUAACCGACAUGUUUUACUGAUUCACUGUUUCUUCUUUAAAAUGUAUUUUAAUGAGAUAAAAUAUCUUUCUUUGUUUGAGAGUAAAGGGUUUUUCACACGGGGAGCGACCCUUGGCCUGCGUAGUCGCGUCAUGUGAUGACAACGCUCCGCGAGUUAACGCCAGGCGAUCAAUGAGUGGUAACCAUGGAGAUACUGUAUCCCUGCUGUACAACUGGAUGAGAUCAGCUGUGAUUUCAUAUCACCCUAAUCACAGGUGGAUUUAUAACACAUAGUGGUAAUCCUAGUCUUUCCUAACCACAGACAGUUAUUAACAUAAAGUUAGCUACAUUAGCAUAGUUAGCUACAUUAGCAUAGUUAGCUACAUUAGCAUAGUCAUGAUUACAGACGUCUUGUGCCGUUGCUCUGACAAGCAGAAGCU
This is a messenger RNA of Perca flavescens (yellow perch), 1478 nucleotides long. RefSeq lists its product as uncharacterized. The record is from RefSeq and is a predicted model, not a curated record. Lineage: Eukaryota; Metazoa; Chordata; Actinopteri; Perciformes; Percidae. The transcript has 5 exons. Bases 1 to 849 code for a protein of 282 amino acids.